Molecule: messenger RNA, 3027 nt
Organism: Notodromas monacha
Lineage: Eukaryota; Metazoa; Arthropoda; Ostracoda; Podocopida; Cyprididae
Source: the annotation of a GenBank genome assembly
UUUUCAUGCCCUAUUUAUGUGAAUCUUUAUGCCCUAUUUUAUUAGUUGUGAGCAUUUUCUCCCUGGUCAUUCACCAGGUUUCACAUAAAUAAGUCGAAGUCAUUCGUGUGGUAAUUUCAUCCAUUUCUUGUGGAAUAUUCUAUAGAUACUGUAUGCUUUUCUAUAGUGAUUUUUGCGAUGAGUCGCCAUCUCACUUGUUGGAAGAUGCGAAGUUUCGUAUAUGCCAUCAUUGAACUGUUUCCAUCUUCUCUUUUUAUUCAUAUUUUUUGUUUUGAAAAGCUGGAUUAACUCAGGGUCAGGAUGAGACACGGUUCAAGAAGAGACAAGUGCGGUCAUCCAAGGUCACAUAGUCCUUUUGUUUCAUCGCGUACCUCUUCUUUUCGCUGCUGACUUUUUUUUAUAUUCCGUGCUCUCAGUUCCCUUCGGUUUGUCUGUGUGUGUGCAGUUUCUUCUGGCUAAAUGCUUAUUUUGCAUAAGCGCAAGAAACAAUUCGAAUAAGUGACACUCAUUCAUUAUAUUAAAUGUGUCAUUUAAUUUGUAUCGUGCGACUCUGAGAUGAACGAAAUUUGCUACACAAAAAAAUAAGAGGGGUUUUCUGAAAGCUAUUUAAUAAUUUUACGCUCGGAAAAGUGCAUCAAAUGUAUUGGCUCAUCGUCAUAUAGUUCUUCCAUCAGGGCUGUUUCCAAUUUGAAAUCACGAGAUCCAGUUUUUUUCUGAAGGUUUUAUGAAUGCAGCAUAUGAGCAAGUAUACAUGAAAAUGUUGACUUGUGAGCUUUCUGCAUUCCUUAAUUGACCUUAUUUUGAUAAAGUUGAAUUAAGUUAAGUUUUCCAUGUUUCCGAAUCUAUUCCGGGAAUGUGGAACUUUAUUCCAGCAGUUAGACCGAAAGUUGUGAAUCGAGUGCUUAUAAUCAGCACAUUCGUAUGUCGAUUAUCGUCGAAGCUUUGAUAUAUGAAAAAUUAAAGCCAGCUCAUAAUUUAUCGCUGAACCAUUUUAUGGUGAUGCCAUUACGGUGUCAAACAUGUUUUUUUUGUCACGGAAAACAUUUUUAAAGCUUGGAUACAAAAUACCCAGAAUGUGUUCGGAAAUUGCAAGACGCGCAUGGUGAAAAAAUAAAAAAAGGCUCAGGAAUAAUUGCUGAUAGAAGAAGAAAAAUAGAACAGAGAAAUGUUGAGCGAGAUUGAUCACUAAUCGAUAGAGAAUACGACCCAAAACCGAAUCAGGUUGUCUUCUUUUGUUUUUAAAUGCUCAGAAGUGUACAGCACCAGGAAAAUUAAAAUGUCAGUGGAACGUGUAAAUUUGGCUGCCAGCAGUGAUAUCUAUGCAAUAAAGCAAUAAAUCUUCGGAAUGAUGCAACAAAUAAGGAGAAUCUAACAUGCUACUGUAUAUCUCGACACAUCUCUGUCCAAGAGAGCUUUUCACGGCUUGAUGUUUAUUAUUUAUUCUUCGGGAAAAAAAAAUUAAUUGUCACUGGAAAACUUAUGAAUUCGAAUUUGUGCACGAUGCAGUUCUUUUCACUCUCAAAGUGUUGAUUGUAGUUGAAAUUUUGUUUUCUUUUCUUGCUUUUGUGGAAGGUGCUCACAAAUCAGUGGAAUGGGAGACAAAAAUCCAUUUGUGGACGAUCAGUUCUUGCACGAAUUGACAAUUUUCCCGGAUGAAAACUUGCCGCAAGCAAUUCGUCGUUAUUCCAUCGAACAGGAUGAAACUUUACCGUUUGGCUUUUACUAUUCAGUGUUCCCUUACAUGGUCCCAGUACUACGGAAUGGAGACGUGUUUGGAGUUAAAAACUCGUUGCUUUCGCUGUUCACUCUCAAAUUUCGACAGUUCAACAGCUUCAAGAGACCAUUUUUCAAAAGGGUUCUCGCCUACGUUUUCACGCUCUUGUCGAAGGAACUCGCCGCAGGCAACGCUUUGUUCAAGCUUCCUUUGAAUUUGGACGUUGGAGCUCCUGGCUUCAAAUUGGAUUUGCCGAAAACGGACACCAGACCAGGAUUUUCAUUGGAUGUACCUGCGACUACGAUCAAGUAUGCAGUUGAUAUUGAUGGUCCGAAACCAUUUGCUCCAUUACAAAUCCUCGUAGAAUCAAUCGUCGACGAACUGAAGGUUCCCGGCACAAUCGGGUCAAACAAAGGUUCCCCAAUUUUCAACAAAUUACCACCGAUUCUCCCGAAGGCAGCUGAUGCAUCAGCCAGAAUCAGUGAGGACAGUCCACUAAUCCCACCAGAAAAGCCGGAUUUGAAUAAAAAAUCUUCUAAAUAUCCGAGGUCGAAGAGCUCAACCAAAAAGGAAAUGAAUUCAGAGCAGGAAAAAUUGAAACAUAAACUGGACUUGUUCAAGUCGGAGCUGCAGCCGGGAUCGGGAGAAGAAAAGCUGAAAAGGAAGCUAAUGCUGAUGAAGUCAGAACUGGAAAAGAAAAAGGCGGGAGAGAAAAAAGUCGACGGAUUCCUCGUCGUUUUCUCCCUGGUCAUUGCACACGGGGCUUGUGCGUAUUUCUAUCCUUACUUGCGAUCAAUGUGGGAUGCUUCAUUGAGGACAUUGAUGCCUAUGGAGAGUCUGAAAGCAUCUUUAAUCGAGCUCUGAACCAGCAGACAAGAGCUCAUUAUUCCUGGCUUGAACAACUGGUCAACAACAAAACAAGAAGAAAGAAGAAAAAUACGCAUGGUGUGGCUUUGGAAGGAAUUCUUUCAAUGAUUUUGUUCGGCAGAAUUGGACAUGCCUUCAAAAAUUAAGGACAAUAACUCUGAUGACGGAGUCAACAGACGAGAUUGAUUGAAGACGAUGUGAUGCCUUCAAGGGAUCCUUGUUUUGAUUUUCCAGGAAUGCAAGAGAGAUCAUACCGAGAACAUUUGGUUGCUGUCAAUUAUUUCAACCUUGAAUAUUUUUUCAAGCCUUACAAAAAGCCACGCAUAUAGUCACAGUGUGUGACAAUUUCCGAGCGUGAAAAUCCUCAUCAAUUUUUUAAAUUUUAUUUGAGGAUCAUCAUGUGUAUAAAAAGAGGGCCACAAACCGAAAUGGAUUGAAAUGAAAUA